Molecule: messenger RNA, 465 nt
Organism: Metarhizium robertsii ARSEF 23
Lineage: Eukaryota; Fungi; Ascomycota; Sordariomycetes; Hypocreales; Clavicipitaceae
Exons: 1
Coding region: 1-465 (154 amino acids)
Source: RefSeq, a predicted model, not a curated record
AUGGUCCGACACGAAGACCACUCGUACAUUGUUCCGCCAAACGUGAGGCCGACGAGAAAGCGUGGUUGCGCCAACAACCAUGACGUUGCCGGCCCAGUCCACCUGCGUGAACACGACUGUCCACGGAACCCGCAGAGGCUUGAUUCGAAGGGACAAGACCAUGACGGGCAGGGCCAAGAUGCAAAUGAGAAGGUUGAUGUAGAAGCACCAGCGCCAGUAUCUCUGCACCAGCGCGCCGCCAACCACGGGCCCGACAAUGGUUCCCAGUGCCGUGGUAGAAAGCACGAUGCCGAGAUAUUUCCCCCGGUCCCUCGGCGAUGCCAUGUCGCAGACGACCAACUCGACGAGCAGCGUGAUGCCGCCGCUUCCCAAGCCCUAGACAGUCCGGCCAGCAAUCAUAGUCGUAGCACUGUUAGCGCCGCCCGCGAUGCUGCUGCCCAGGGCGAACAUGGCAUCCAAGUGUAG